Camelina sativa (false flax) is the source of this 2144-nucleotide messenger RNA. Its product is annotated as UBP1-associated proteins 1C. Gene Ontology annotation, biological process: negative regulation of transcription by RNA polymerase II; rRNA processing. The record is from RefSeq and is a predicted model, not a curated record. NCBI's taxonomy places the organism in Eukaryota, Viridiplantae, Streptophyta, Magnoliopsida, Brassicales, Brassicaceae. Gene Ontology annotation, molecular function: RNA binding; DNA binding; zinc ion binding. Gene Ontology annotation, cellular component: nucleolus; nucleus.
GUUUCAAUUCAAAUUUACAGGGACAAUUGAAUAUUUUCCCCAAUUCUAAUCGAUCGAUCCCAAAUUCCCCCAAUGGUGUGGUUUCAGUGCGAAGAUUGUGGCGAGAGUCUGAAGAAGGCAAGGCUCCCGGGACACUUCAGUAUGUGCAGUGCCACCAAGUUAUCUUGCCUUGACUGUGGAAACAUGUUUGCGCAAGAUAGCGUUCACUUUCAUAAUCAGUGCAUCACCGAAGCGGAGAAAUAUGCUUCAAAGGGGAUAUAUAAUUUCGGGAAUUCGAAACGAAAUCAUCUCGGUUUCGAUAUAAAUGGCGAGUUAUACGAGAGUCCUUCUUGGUUUUGUAGCUUAUGUGAUGCAAAUAUGACUUGCGAGCAGGAUUAUUUUGCUCAUGUCUGUGGAAAGAGACACCGAGAGAAAGAAAAAGAGGUUGCUGAACAACCAACAGAUGAUAAGGACAACUUAAAACAACAGCCCGACUUAGAUAUCUAUGUUGGUUUAUCAAACCACUAUCCAUGGUUCUGUAGCUUGUGUAACAUAAACGCUACCAGCCAGCAGACUUUGUUGUCCCAUGCCAAUGGGAAGAAACACCAAGCGAAGGUCAAACGGUUUGAUGCUGAACAACAGCAACGACAAUCAAAACAACAUUCCACGAUGGAUAAGAAGGACAACUCAAAUCAACAGAUCGAAGUUGAUAUAAAUGUCGGGUUAUCCAAUCGUCCUCCAUGGGUUUGUAGGUUGUGUAACACAAAGGCUUUCAGCCAGCAGACUUUGUUAUCUCAUGCCAAUGGAAAGAAACACCGAGCGAAUGUUGAAUGGUUUCUUGCUGAACAACAACAACAACAAUUAAAAACACCCACGGUGGAUAAGAAGGAUACAAUUGAAAAUGCUUCUAAUGGUGAUUUCGAACAGAAUAAAGUAUAUUUGCCUGUCUCCUCAGGUGUUACUAAUGGAUAUUCACAGGCUGACAAAAAGAGAAAGCUAGAGACUUUCGAUGAAACAGAGAACAGGGAGGUAGUUCAGGCCGAAGAAGCGAAAGGAGGGGGUGAGGAAAAGAGUGAAAGAAAGAAAGCCAAGAAGCAAGACAGUGAGAGGAAGGGAAAUCAGGAGACUAAGUCAGACUCUGAUUUCGAGUAUGACAAGGAAGACAUUAAGCAGCUGUUGGUAUCUUACUCGAAGGAAGAGCUUGUCAACCUCGUAUACAAGACUGCCGAGAAGGGCUCUCGAUUGUUCUCUGCCAUCAUUGAGUCGGCGGAACGUGACAUCGCUCAGCGCAAUAUAUUUGUGCGUGGCUUUGGAUGGGACACAACGCACGAGAACCUCAAGGCCGCUUUUGAGUCCUAUGGGGAGAUAGAGGAGUGCACGGUGAUCAUGGACAAGGACACUGGAAGAUGUAAAGGUUACGGGUUUGUGUUGUUCAAGACACGGAAGGGAGCAAGAGAGGCAUUGAGAAAUCCAGAGAAGAGGUUGUACAACCGCAUAGUGGUAUGUAACCUAGCAUCAAAGAAGCCGUCUGGGGCUGGAAAGGUGCAAGAUAUGGUUGAACCGGUGAAGAUUGAUCUAACUCAGAUGGCUAAUCAGCCGGUGAAGAUUGAUCUAACUCAGAUGGCUAAUCAGAGUGAAGUGACGUUCCCGGGGCGUGAACUGCCUCACCGGUAUGCACUCGAGAAUAUGCACCAGCAACAGGCUAUGUACAGACAGAACAUACCCUUUUACGGACACUGUCAGCUUGCUGAUUUUGACCCGAUGUAUGGUGCACUGCCUGGUAAUCAAAUGGUAGCUGCUGGUCAACCAAACUAUUGUAUGUUUGGUUCGGGUAUGAUGAUGAACCAGGGAUCGAUGUUGCCACCACCUAACCAUAUGGGCAUGGGAGGGCAAUAUUUUGGUGAUGGCGAACAUGCUUGGCAUCAGAGGUAGCUAAGAUCAAUUGGUGAAGCUUUCUUUUAAAGUAGACUUUUAAUCUACGGUUAGGCUAUUAAUUCAUCUGGUGUCUUUAUGAAAUCUAUCAUGAAGCCAGAAAAACUAGUUUCCGGUUUUCGAGUUCUGUGAAUAUAUAAUAACCAAAUUAAAAUUAGAGUUUUUUUGGGUUUCGUUUUUUUUUUCUGGAUGAAAAUAACUAUAAAGUUGAAUAAAUAAUUGACUUCCUUAAA